Molecule: messenger RNA, 7063 nt
Organism: Wasmannia auropunctata (little fire ant)
Lineage: Eukaryota; Metazoa; Arthropoda; Insecta; Hymenoptera; Formicidae
Gene: obe
Product: activating signal cointegrator 1 complex subunit 3
Exons: 12
Coding region: 413-6787 (2124 amino acids)
Molecular function (GO): nucleic acid binding; ATP binding; ATP hydrolysis activity
Source: RefSeq, a predicted model, not a curated record
GCGACUAGAGCUAUUCGGUUUUUGUAUAGAGAUAAAAUAUUUCUAUUCUAGUUGCAAAAUUGCUAGAGCGAUUCGUUUUUCUCAUAUUGGUGAGACUGGCGGGCAAGAAAACAAGAAAAUAUGGCAGAACUGCGCGCAAGCGCAUCCAUCAGCGCGCAGUGAGACCAUCGACGACCACGACGUCCACGACCACUCAUAAAAAUGCGGUCGAGAUUGUCGUGGGAAAGGUGUUAUUGCGGUAUCACGAAUCGAAAUCACCAAACGGAAUCACGUGGCAAAGAGGAUUGAAGUCUUUUCUCCAUUGUUUCGAUAAUUGACGAUCACAGUCCUUUCUGUACGCACUACCCUGGCCACUACUUACGUACUACUAUCGGUCUCUAUUUUCAAAGCAUCUUUCCGAUAAUACACCAAGAUGCCAAAAUUACCACGCAUCACUAGAUCCUUGCGGAUGUUUACUUCUCUAGAGUACAGGGGGGAAACAUUAGACCAUGAACUGAAUGACUUGCUGAAGAAAAGACAGGAACGAACAAAAAGAUUAAAAAGCAGUCUUGAUUGGCAUAAUACAUUUAAAAGUGCAUCUAAAAAUUUUAUGGCACAUCUGCUAGCAUUGAGAAAUAUUGUGCAACAAGUUUUAGCAAAUUACUCUUCAGAUGCUAUUGAUGAAUUCACAGUUUAUGCAUUACGUUUAUUAAUUGAAGACAAAAACUUAUCACGAAAAAAAUAUGAUAUACUUGGCCAAAAAUCAGGACAUUUAUCGUAUCAACAUGCGGAAGCUAUGAUGCGGAUAGUCAAUGCAAUUCAAGAGGAAUGCUGUGAAGAAGCUAUAGAAUUGUUAUCAGAAUCCAAAGCGAAUGCAAAUGCUCUGGCUUCACAAACUUUUGGCGCAGAUAUUCCUUAUAAUCAUGCCAGAGUCAUAUGGCCCGAUACUGUUAGACUUCACAACAUGUCUGCAGACAAAAUAAAUUCAAAUACUGAUAAAUUUACAAUGAUGAUACAUGAAAUGAAACCUUCAACACAGAAGAAGUCUGUAUUUGACAAAGCAAUAUUUGCAAAAGGAUUGAAAAACUGUCACAAAGAGUGUAGCACAGAUAUGGCGUAUUCAGAUUUUGCAAAAGCGAUAGUAGAAAAAUUAGGGAAUUCGCAUAACGUGCAAACUGAACUGUUUGACAUGUUGGGUUGCAAACACUUGGAAUUUAUCGAAUACAUUAUUGAACAUCAGAAGGCCAUCGUGUCGACGUAUUCGUGUCCAAAAGUGAUCAAGAGACCGCAAGCGAGCGUGCAAGGCCCUAUAAUGAGUGGCCAGGUAAUUGUACAAUCCGAAGUGGAAAAGCAAUUGUGUAAGCAAGUGCGUAAGGAGGAAAAGAAAUUGAACAAAAUGGCGAACAAACGAGACACUAACAGGGAAGCUGAGGAGAGAGAAUUUAAUUCGAUUGAACUGCAAAUUAAAAAACAAGAGGCACUGAAAGCCAUGUGUACGCCGUUAUUUCCGAGAAAAAAUGCUCUCGAGAGAGGCACGACGCAGGAACAGUCGUUCCCGUUUGUAUUUGAUUCUAAAGCGAGCGCCAAGCAAGCGAGUGUAUCAGGGCAAAAGUUAUUGUUGGCCGAGGACGUUACGAGGGAGGAUACCGAACAUUGGGAGAAAGUACAUAUACCGAUAGCGAGACAAGAAUCUAUUGACGUUGAGAUAGAUCCUGUAUCGACAUCUUCUCUAGACGAGAUCGGUCGAAUGGCUUUCAGUGGCAUAACGUCGUUAAAUAAAAUUCAAAGUAUAGUUUUUAAUGCGGCUUACAAUACCAACGAGAACUUAUUGAUUUGCGCCCCGACCGGAGCGGGAAAGACAAACGUGGCUAUGCUGACAGUGGUGCAUCAAUUGAGACAGAACAUUCAAGACGGACAAUUGCAAAGGAAUCAAUUUAAAAUAAUCUACGUCGCGCCAAUGAAGGCCCUCGCGGCGGAAAUGACAGCCAACUUUAACAAAAGACUCGGUCCUCUGGGCGUGUGCGUUCGCGAGCUGACCGGCGAUAUGCAACUGACGAAGCAAGAGAUCCAGCAGACUCAGAUGAUAGUGACGACGCCGGAGAAGUGGGACGUCGUGACGAGGAAAGGUACGGGCGACAUUUCCCUCACUAGUAUCGUGAGACUGCUCAUCAUCGACGAGGUGCAUCUGCUGCACGGCGACAGGGGACCUGUGGUGGAGGCGCUGGUCGCGAGGACCCUGCGCCAAGUCGAGUCGUCGCAGAGCAUGAUCAGGAUAGUCGGGCUGUCCGCCACGCUACCGAAUUACGUGGACGUUGCGCGAUUUUUGCGCGUCAACCCGUACAAGGGAUUAUUUUACUUUGACCACCGUUUCCGGCCGGUGCCGCUCAGUCAAACCUUCAUCGGCGUAAAGGCCACCAAGCCGCUGCAACAGAUGAAUGACAUGGACCUCGUGUGUUACAACAACGUCGUGGAGAUGGUGCAGCAGGGCCAUCAGGUCAUGGUGUUCGUGCACGCGCGAAAUGCCACCGUGAGGACGGCGACGGUCCUGAAGGAGCUGGCGUCGAAAAACGAUACGCUCAAAUAUUUUCUGUCCGACGGACAGGCGAGGCAUGUGAACAAAGCCUUCGCAAAGUCGCGCAGUAAGUAUCUCGGUGAGUUGUUCAACAGUGGGCUGUCGGUACAUCACGCUGGCUUGCUACGCGCCGACAGGAAUCUGGUUGAGAAAUAUUUCUCCGACGGUCUAAUUAAAGUGCUAGUCUGCACCGCCACGCUGGCGUGGGGCGUAAAUCUGCCCGCGCAUGCGGUUAUCAUACGCGGAACCGAGAUCUACGACUCGAAGCACGGCUCGUACGUCGACCUGGGCAUCCUGGAUGUGUUGCAGAUCUUCGGCCGCGCUGGCAGGCCGCAAUUCGACAAGUCGGGACACGCGGUCAUCAUUACGUCGCACAGCAAGCUGUCUCACUAUCUCUCACUGCUGACCAAUCAAAUACCGAUCGAGAGCAGCUUCAUCACGUAUCUGGCCGAUAAUUUGAACGCCGAGAUAGCGUUAGGCACGAUAUCGACCGUGACGGAAGCGGUCGAAUGGUUAAGCUACACCUAUCUCUAUGUACGAAUGAAAUUGAACUUUCAGGCGUACGGCAUGGACUAUCAAACCGCCAUGAACGACUAUAAUCUCGAGAAGAAGCGAAAAGAGCUCGUGGACUUCGCUGCCAAGGCACUAGACAAAGCGCAGAUGAUCAGAUAUGAUGUGCGCACCGGUGAUCUUAAUACGACUGACUUGGGACGUAUUGCCAGCCAUUAUUACCUCAAGUACGACACGGUCGAGAUCUUCAACGAGCUUCAGAAGCCUAUCAUGACCGAGGCGGAGAUUCUGGCGAUGAUAUCGCGCGCUCAGGAAUUCGAGCAGCUCAAGGUACGAGACGACGAGAUGAACGAGUUGGAUGAGCUGAUGCAAGAAUGCGAACUCGAGCCACACGGCGGCGUGGAGAAUGUCCACGGUAAGGUCAAUAUAUUGUUGCAAACGUUUCUGUCCAGGAUUCGGGUGAACACGGCGUCAUUGAUAUCCGAUCAGGCGUAUGUCACGCAGAAUGCCUUACGGAUAGCUAGAGCGCUCUUCGAGAUCAUGCUCAGGCGCAAUAACGCGAUAAUGGCCGGACGACUAUUGCAAAUGGCGAAGAUGUUCGAGGCGCAACAGUGGGGCUCGUCAGUGUUUACGCCGCUGCGCCAAUUCGAUUGCCUCUCGAUGGAGAUCAUCAACAAGAUCGAGACGCGAGGCUCGAUGGAGAUCUAUCGGUUGCAAGAGAUGGACGUGAAGGAGAUCGGGAUUUUUUUGCGGGACCAACGGGCGGCUGUACUAGUGAAGAGGUGUUGCGCUGAAUUUCCCGCAUUAGACGUAGAAUAUAGUUUGCAGCCCAUUACACGUACCGUCCUGAGAAUACGACUGAAAUUGAUCCCACAGUUCCGCUGGAACGAUAAAGUUCACGGGAAGAAUUCCCAGGCUUUCUGGAUAUGGAUCGAGGAUCCAGAUCAUAACUUUAUUUAUCAUCACGAGUAUUUUGUACUAACGAAAAAGAUUGUCUGUCAGAAUGUCGAGCAAGAACUCGUCGUUACCAUACCGUUGUCUGAUGCAUCGUUACCGACGCAAUAUCUCGUGAGAGUUACGAGCGACCAUUGGCUCGGUUGCGAGACCACAAUUCCAUUGACUUUUCACGACCUCAUUCUACCAGAGACUCAUCCUCCACACACGAAUCUGCUGGAAUUGCAGCCGUUACCGAUAACCGCUCUGAAGGAUCCAGACUUGGAGAGCUUGUACAGCUUUUCCCAUUUCAACCCAAUACAGACGCAGAUCUUUCAUUGUUUAUAUCAUACGGAUAACAAUGUCCUCCUCGGCGCUCCAACCGGCUCGGGGAAAACCAUCGCGGCGGAGGUCGCUAUGUUUCGCGUUUUCAAACAGCAUCCCGAUCAGAAGGUCGUGUACAUAGCGCCCCUGAAAGCUUUAGUCAGGGAACGGAUGAACGAUUGGAAGGUACGAUUAGAGGAACGACUCGGUAAGAAGGUGGUGGAGCUGACCGGAGACGUGUCACCCGAUAUAAAGAUGAUAGCCGGCGCGAGUGUUAUCGUUACGACGCCCGAAAAGUGGGACGGUAUUAGCCGGAGCUGGCAAACGCGAAGCUACGUGAAGAAGGUGGCGCUUAUAGUAAUCGACGAGAUUCAUUUGCUGGGCGAAGAUCGCGGACCAGUGCUCGAGGUGAUCAUCUCUCGUACCAAUUUCAUAUCGUCUCACACGCACAACAAGGUCAGAGUCGUCGGGCUCUCGACCGCGCUGGCCAACGCGAUAGAUUUAGCCAACUGGCUCGGUAUCAAAGAUAUGGGUCUCUACAAUUUCCGGCCGUCUGUGAGACCCGUGCCGCUGGAGGUCCACAUCAGCGGAUUUCCUGGCAAACACUAUUGUCCUCGGAUGGCAACCAUGAACAGGCCAACCUUCCAGGCGAUUAGGCAACACGCACCCGCCAGUCCCUCUCUCGUAUUUGUGUCCUCUCGCAGGCAAACGCGCCUCACUGCCCUGGAUCUGAUCGCCUAUCUCGUAGCGGAGUAUAAUUCCAAGCAAUGGUUACACAUGCCGGAAGAACAAAUGAACGACAUUCUCGAAAAUAUAAAUGACUCGAAUCUAAAGCUCACCCUUGCCUUUGGAAUUGGCCUUCAUCACGCUGGUCUUCAGGACAGAGAUAGGAGAACCGUGGAGGAAUUAUUUGUCAAUAAUAAGAUACAGGUACUAAUCACUACGGCCACUUUGGCCUGGGGUGUUAAUUUCCCCGCUCAUCUAGUGGUGAUAAAGGGUACGGAAUAUUACGAUGGCAAAUUGAAGCGUUACGUAGAUAUGCCGAUAACGGACGUUCUUCAAAUGAUGGGUCGUGCUGGCAGACCGCAGUUCGAUAACUCCGGUGUGGCGGUCGUUCUUGUGCAUGACUUGAAGAAGAAUUUCUACAAAAAAUUUCUAUAUGAACCAUUCCCCGUGGAAUCGAGUCUUAUGACAGUGUUACCCGAUCAUAUUAAUGCCGAGAUCGUUGCCGGUACCAUCAAGAACAAACAAGAGUUUCUCGAUUACUUAACAUGGACGUAUUAUUUUCGAAGAUUGAUGAAAAAUCCGCAAUAUUACGAUCUGGAUAUCUUGGAGCCUCACUGUAUCAACGAAUAUCUCUCGAGAUUGGUAGAGACCACCGUAAAAUCAUUAAUGGAUUCACAUUGUAUCGAUUACGAUGAGGACGUGCAAACUCUAGUUUCAUUGCCGAUGGGUAAGAUAGCGUCAUUCUAUUAUCUGUCGCAUAAUACGAUGUUGAUGUUUACGCAAUCGCUACAGGAGAACUUUACGUUAGAUCAGUACUUACGUAUACUCUGCGACUCGCAUGAAUAUAAUGAAUUACCUGUGAGACAUAACGAGGAAUUAUUGAAUGAGGAACUAGCGAAACUGUGCCGUUACCCUGCAAAUCAGUACGAUUCUCCACAUACAAAAGCAUUUCUCUUACUGCAAGCACAUUUCUCAAGGCUAUCAUUACCUUGCACCGAUUAUAUCACUGAUUUGAAAUCAGUGCUCGAUCAAGCAAUCAGAAUAAUACAGGCAAUGAUCGACACAGUCGCGGAACGCGGAUGGUUAACGAGCACAUUAAGGAUAAUGCAACUGUUUCAAAUGAUUGUGCAAGCACGAUGGAUAGAUGAAUCUGCAAUAACGACAUUACCAUAUAUAAGGAAGGAAGAUUUGCACUUAUUUUCAUCGUUAUCGAGAGCUCUUCCAAUAUUGUGUUCCGUCACAUGCGACAAUUAUAAUAAACUUGAAAAGGUUUUACGUGAAAAUUAUCGGGUAGACCAAAUACAUGAGAUACAACAAGUAAUUAGAAACAUGCCGAGAAUAUCCGUUGAUUUAAUGUUGGAAAAUUCUUGGGAUAUCAACGUUGAAAAGAAGCAAAUGUUGAAGCUGAAGAACGAUGAUUACGUACCUGUUCGACGGAAUGAGGAGCAUACAUUAAUCAUUGGAUUAAAAAGAAUGAAUAAUUCCAAAACUUUAAAAGCACAUUGUCCAAUGUUUUUAAAAGGAAAGGAUGAAAGCUGGUUCUUGGUACUAGGCGACAUUCAAAAUAGAGAAUUGUGGGCUCUAAAGAGGGUAUCUGGUAUAAAUAAUCAGCUGAGAUAUCAUCAAUUGCAAUUUACUACACCUAACAGUUUGGGAACGACAAAGUUGGCGUUCUACUUGAUCUCUGAUUGCUACAUGGGACUGGAUCAACAGUACAGUAUUUGUUUAGAUGUAACAUGCUAAAUAUUUAAACAGUAAUCAAAUACGGAGACCAAACCUAAGACUGAACACAGCAGGUGAUAUUGUAUUUAAUUGAUAGUCUUUUAGUCUUUCUAUAACGUUAAUAUGAAAAAGGAAAGAAAAAGAGAGUUUAUAAGAUUGUUAAUGUAUACAUUGAGAGGAAAUUAGCGAGAGAGAGAGAGAGGGGGGGGAUGAGAUGAAAUUUGUUAUAAACACGGACAUAACUAUGAGAUAUUUAUCGCGUUGUACAGAAGAGAAAUAGAGAGAGCGAGCUUGUAU